GUUGGCGUGGCGGGCAGCGCGUUCUCGGUGCGAGUGGAUGAGAGCGACACGGUGGACGACUUAAAGAAGGCGAUCAAGGCGGAGAACCCAGCGACGAUCACGUGCGAUGCCAAGGACCUGCAGCUUUCCCUGGCGAAGACGGCGGACGGCGCGUGGCUCUCAUCGAAGGACCCUGAUGUGAUUUCUAUGCGAAGUGGAGGCAUUCCUGAACAAGUGAAGACACUGCUGAACGUGGAAAUGGACCCAGCAGAUGAGAUUGCCGAUGUCUUCGUACCAGCUCCGCAGAAGAAACAGGUCCACGUGCUGGUGGUG
Messenger RNA from Phytophthora sojae, 312 nucleotides. RefSeq lists its product as hypothetical. The annotation marks the transcript as partial. The record is from RefSeq and is a predicted model, not a curated record. The transcript has a single exon. NCBI's taxonomy places the organism in Eukaryota, Oomycota, Peronosporomycetes, Peronosporales, Peronosporaceae.